This is a messenger RNA of Solanum dulcamara, 2778 nucleotides long. Its product is annotated as subtilisin-like protease SBT1.3. The record is from RefSeq and is a predicted model, not a curated record. The transcript has a single exon. NCBI's taxonomy places the organism in Eukaryota, Viridiplantae, Streptophyta, Magnoliopsida, Solanales, Solanaceae. Gene Ontology annotation, molecular function: serine-type endopeptidase activity. The coding region runs from base 236 to 2563 and encodes 775 amino acids. Gene Ontology annotation, biological process: proteolysis.
AACACAUGGACCAUAGUCCAUAACUAUUAACUUUAAUCCACUUGAGCCAGCUUUCCUUUCUCAAUAAAAGCCUUUACCUCUUACCUUUCAUGAAAACAACCACCUACUUUAUUACCAACACAAGAAGACACAUUAAUGGCCCCAUCUUUUCUGCUUAGUAUUCAAUACACCGACGCACUCUGAGAUUACACUAUUCAUAUACAAACCUCUCUUCUUCAAGUCUCCACCCGAAAGAAUGGAUGGAAUACUAGUGAAAUCCCUGUUUUUCUUUGUAUCACUAUGUCUUGCUAUCGACCUAGCCAUAUGUAUCCCAAACACAAAGAAAACUUACAUCAUCCAAAUGGAUAAAUGGGCAAAACCAGAUAUAUUCAUUGACCAUGUUAAAUGGUACUCAUCGCUAAUAAAAUCAGUACUAGCAUUCACACCAGAGAAAGAAAAAACAGGGGGCGAAGAAGAAAGGAUACUUUACAGCUACCAGACUGCUUUUCAUGGUGUUGCAGCUCAGCUUAGUGAAGAAGAAGUGAAAAAAUUACAAGAACGAAAUGGGGUUCUGGCUGUUUUUCCUGAGACUAAAUAUCAGUUACAUACCACUAGAAGUCCUUUGUUUCUUGGCCUUGACCGUGAGGACAGCAGCAAAUUGUGGUCUGAUAGAUUAUCUGACCAUAAUGUAAUUGUAGGCGUUCUUGAUACAGGGAUUUGGCCGGAAAGCCCAAGUUUCAAUGAUACUGGCAUGACAGGUGUUCCAGCUCACUGGAAAGGGGCAUGUGAAACAGGGCGUGGUUUUGAGAAGCAUCACUGCAGCAAGAAAAUUGUUGGUGCUAGAGUAUUCUUCCGUGGGUAUGAAGCAGCUUCUGGUAAAAUAAAUGAAAGGGGUGAGUUCAAAUCGGCAAGAGAUCAAGAUGGGCAUGGCACUCAUACUGCUGGAACAGUUGCGGGGUCUGUAGUCCGUGGUGCUAAUCUUUUGGGUUAUGCUUAUGGUACUGCCAGAGGAAUGGCCCCUGGUGCGAGGGUUGCAGCUUAUAAAGUUUGCUGGGUGGGUGGGUGUUUUAGUUCGGAUAUACUUUCUGCAGUUGAUCAAGCUGUGGCUGAUGGGGUAAAUGUUCUGUCAAUCUCUUUGGGUGGUGGAGUUUCGUCUUAUAAUCGUGACAGUUUGUCAAUUGCUGCUUUUGGGGCCAUGGAGAAAGGGGUUUUUGUUUCAUGUUCAGCAGGAAAUGGUGGGCCUGAUCCGAUUAGUCUCACAAAUGUGUCACCAUGGAUCACUACAGUAGGAGCCAGCACUAUGGAUAGAGAUUUUCCAGCAACUGUUAAGCUGGGGACUGGGAAAAUUGUGACUGGAGCUUCACUUUACAAAGGUAGGAAGGAUCUUUCAACACAAAAACAGUAUCCUUUAGUUUAUUUAGGAAGUAAUUCGAGCAGCCUCAUGCCGAGCUCGUUGUGCUUAGAGGGUACCUUAGAUAAAGCCUCAGUUGCUGGGAAAAUUGUGAUCUGUGACAGGGGAAUUAGUCCUCGAGUUCAAAAGGGGCAAGUUGUGAAAGAAGCUGGAGGAGUAGGAAUGAUUUUGACAAAUACUGCAGCCAAUGGCGAAGAGCUGGUUGCAGAUUGUCACCUCCUUCCGGCAGUAGCAGUUGGUGAAAUGGAAGGAAGAGCAAUCAAGCAUUACGCUUCGGGUAGAAAUGCCACUGCCACUUUGAGAUUUCUUGGGACUAAAUUAGGGGUCAGGCCUUCUCCGGUGGUUGCUGCAUUUUCAUCCAGAGGACCUAAUUUCCUCACACUGGAGAUUCUAAAGCCAGAUAUGGUGGCGCCAGGAGUGAAUAUCCUUGCUGCUUGGUCUGGUGCUUUAGGUCCGUCUAGUUUGCCAAUCGAUCAACGAAGGACGAAUUUCAAUAUAUUGUCUGGAACUUCAAUGUCAUGUCCACAUGUUAGUGGCAUUGCUGCUUUGCUCAAAGCCAGGCAUCCAGAUUGGAGUCCAGCAGCAAUCAAAUCCGCACUCAUGACAACUGCUUAUGUUCAUGAUAACACUUAUAAAUCUCUAAAAGAUGCCUCAUCCGCUACUCCUUCAACCCCAUAUGAUCAUGGUGCAGGGCACAUCAAUCCACAGAAAGCUGUUGACCCCGGUCUGAUUUAUGACAUAGGGGCACAAGACUACUUUGAGUUCUUGUGCACGCAAGAACUCAGCCCUUCACAGCUAAUGGUUUUCGGAAAGUUCUCAAACAGAACUUGCCACCACUCGCUUGCUAAUCCAGGGGACUUGAACUACCCAGCUAUCUCUGCAGUUUUUCCUGAAGACACCAAAGCUUCAGUGCUGACCCUUCACAGAACAGUCACCAAUGUGGGUUCUCCCAUCUCAAAUUACCAUGUUGUAGUCUCAUCAUUCAAAGGUGCAGUAGUGAAGGUCGAGCCACCACGAUUGAGUUUCACCAGCAAACACCAGAAACUGUCUUACAAAGUGACAUUCAAAACGAAAUCUCGUCAAAAAGCACCUGAAUUUGGAUCCUUGAUAUGGAAAGAUGGAAUACAUAAAGUAAGAAGCCCAAUUGUGAUCACAUGGCUAGCAUCACUAUAGUUCAGCUUGCCAAAUUUCAACUAGCACUUUGUUCGCGAGGAUAAUAAAAAACAUGUUGCGGCAAGUCCCUAUGAUGCUUCAGCAGUUUUGUUUUUACUAGGAAACAGUUUCUUUUGUUUAUUGCUAGCCAUAUUGCCAAAUUACUUGUAGCAACUAUCAUAAUGAUGAAUUUGGUAAUCCGAGUGCUGUAAAAGGCAGUUUUUAAAUUGAUUCAA